Linum trigynum is the source of this 3282-nucleotide messenger RNA. The record is from the annotation of a GenBank genome assembly. NCBI's taxonomy places the organism in Eukaryota, Viridiplantae, Streptophyta, Magnoliopsida, Malpighiales, Linaceae.
GUCUCUGUUUUGGACGAAUUAACCAGUGGAGGAGGAAAAAACGAUUACGGUUUUGCCAGAAUAAUGGAGAACAGUGAUCAAUCUCAAUCCCUGAAACUCCUCCACCAUUUCCAAGUCUCUCCUUCCCCGCCACCGUACGCCGUCUCCAAUCUUCCCCUCACUUUCCUCGACUACCCAUGGCUGCUCUGUCGCCCGAUGCAGCGACUCUUCUUCUACGAUUCCCCGCUCUCAACUCUUCAAUUCACCCAGACCAUCCUCCCUCACCUGAAGACCUCCCUCUCCGCCGCCCUCCACCACUUCUUCCCUCUCGCCGGCCACCUAAUCUCCCCUGCGCCGCCUCACCGCCCUUACCUCCGCUUUUCAGACGGAGACUCUGUCCCCCUCACGGUGGCAGAGUCAGCCGGCGACUUUGACCAGAUUAUCACCAAUGACCAUCCAAGAGACGCCAGGGAGCUGCGCCCUUUCGUCCCCGAGAUGCCGGAUUCAAUUAUGGAGCCGGACGGCACGAAACUGGUGCCGCUAUUGGCUAUUCGAAUCACUCUGUUUCCGGGGAAAGGCGUCUGCAUCGGCUGCCAGUUCGCCCACGUGGCCACCGACGGAAUGGGUUUCCACCACUUCGUCAAAUUCUGGGCUUCUCUGUUUAGGUCGUUAAAAUCAGGGGUUGAAGAGGACAAGAAGAAUACUUAUUCAACUGUUCCAUCGCCGGCGAGCGACAGGGAAGUGAUCCGGCGAGCUUACCCGCUUCUGGAAUCGGUUCUAUUGAACCAGUGGUUCGAGUUCGGAUCGUCGUGGGAUUUCGAUUCGGGUCCGACCCAUUACCGAGACCUCUCCGAUAAGGUCCGAUCUACCUUCGUGAUUACCCGUACGAACAUCGAGAGGAUGAAGCUCUGGGUCCGGGGAAAAAGUCCGACGACGUUUCGCCUCUCUGCUUUCGUGGUGAGCUCUGCUUUCAUCUGGGCCAAUCUUGUCAAAUCCCAGGCCGUCGGAGACUCAUCGGUCGGCCCCGACGCUUUGUACCACCUCAGCUUUGUCGCCGAUUGCCGGCAACGGCUCCAGAUCGGGUUGUCCCCUUGGUACUUGGGGAAUUGCCUGGGGAUUUACUACGUUUCGAUGAAGAAAAGCGAUGCGGUGGGGGAGAAUGGAUUCGCCGUAGCGGCUGAAGCGAUCGGGAGGAAAGUGGAGGAGCUGGAGAGCGGCGGCGGGCUGUUGAGAGGGGCGGAAAGGUGGGCGCCGGAGUGGAAGGAGCUGUCGGAGGAAGGGCGGCUGAUUGCGAUUGCUGGGUCGCCGAAAUUGAAGGCGUACGAGACGGAUUUCGGGUGGGGGAAGCCGAGGAAGAGCGAGGUGGUUCAGGUCGACAGUUCGGCGUCGGUGGCUCUGUGUGAGAGUCGCGACGGCGGCUGCGGAGUUGAGGUUGGAUUGGCCAUGGCGAGGAGUAAGAUGGAGGUUUUUAGUGGCUUGUUUCAUGGUUUCCUGGGUCAAAUUUAAAUAUUUUUCCGGCUUAAAGGUCUAUGAUUUCGAUUGUACCGUAUCAAUUUCACCAGUAAUCCCCAGAAAAGUUUCCUCCAGCCGUUUCCGUUCUCCCCUUGUUUGUGUGCUUAUCGGAAGCUUUUAGUUCUUGUCCAUUUUGAUUUGUCUUUUGCCGAACCACCACCGCCAGGGAAAAACGUCCGAUCACCCUAGCCAUGGCGUCGAAACAAAUACGAACUCUCGCCCGGCGGUCGCAUCAACGAACGCGAUCUUCCCCUCGCCGCUCUAUCCGCCAUCCGAUCCUCUUCCUCCACCGUGCUCGCCGAGUCAGUGACUACUUUCCGAAAAAAAUCCCAAGUUACACAUGUUUUUAAAAAAAAAAUUCUCAAAAUACACAUGUUAUGAAAAUAAUUCACAAUCUACGCAUGUUUGAGCCUUCACCGCGUGAGAGCAAGGCGGUGAUUACUUCACUGCGUCAGAGCAAGGCGGUGAUUACAUCACCGCGUGAAAGAAGGCGAUGAUUGCAUCACCGAUGUAGAGGAAGGCGGUGAUUGCAUCACCGCUCAAGAGAAAGGCGGUGAAGGCCUAACCUGCGUCAAAACUUUAAAAAAACAUAACUUUGUGCUCGGUUAUCCGAUUGUUUCGAUUUUUUUUUAUUCCGCAUAAUUUUUCGAGAUCUUGCAAGCUGCUUCGUCUCGAAAAAAUAUCGUUUGCUACCCCGAACGAGUCUUUUUCGAUUUCGUCAAACUUUAAACGACCAUAACUUUGUGCUCCACAAUCCCAAAAUCAUGAAUUUUUUUUGAUUUCGCAUAACUUUUUAAGGACUACAAUUUUUAUCAUAGACAUAAUUUCGGAAUGUACUGGAUUCCUGAAAAGGGAAGGUAAAGUUAUUCCCAAAACCUCUUAAUCCUUAUAUCCAUAAAUAAUUCAUUUUUUGAAAAUUCUCUCCUACUAAAAAUUGUAGUCCUUAAUUGGGUAAAAUCAAGUGGCAGGAUGUUUUCACAAUAUUCCUUUCAAUGUAGGAUCCAGUUAGAUGAUAGUGAGAUAGUUCUAAUCAACACAUACUAUAAUACGCUGAAGCAAAAAACAGAACCCCCAUUUCAAAAUCCCAGCCUCCAGAGUGUUUGUCGGAGGGGUAAUUUCGGAACGGCAGUUUUGAAGGUUGUCAAUCCGAGCCUCCUCCUCUCUCCUUUGAAGGUUGUCAAUCGGGAGCCCCAUUGCUGAUUUUUUCUCCCGAAUCUGAGCCUGCCUCUCUCCUUCCUCCGCCAUUGUCAAUCCGAGCCUCCUCCUCUCUCCUUCCUCCGUCUUCACCGGCAACGGGCCUGCUGAAUUUUCUCCCAGUCAAUCUCAGCCUCCCUCUCUCCGUCCUCCGCCGGUGUCUAUCCGAGCCUCCUCCUCUCUCCGUCCUCCGUCUUCACCGCCAUUGGCCCUCUGAAUUUUCCUCCCAGACAAUCCGAGCGUCCCUCUCUCCGUCCUCCGCCGUUGUCAAUCCGAGUCUCCACCUCUCUCCAGCCCUCCGUCUUGACCGCCGAAAUCGUUCAGUAUCCCGGCAACCCUCUCGCGCUCUUGAGGUGAUCUUUCCUUCUUUUGUGUUGUUUAUAUUUUUAAUUCAUUCAUCUCAAUCGAUCCCAACGUCUUUGGUUUUCUAGCUUCUGUUUUGAUUAGGUUCAAAUUGUAUUGAAAGGGUUUGUGUUUUUAUACAUAAUUGUUAGGUGAUUACAGUUCAAGGAACGUUUGUGGAGGCUUGAGGUUUAAUAAGAGAGGAACCACACCUUAUCAGCACCAUUCCGGUUACAAGAAAAGGGCAUUUUUGUU